Messenger RNA from Cladophialophora immunda, 2969 nucleotides. RefSeq lists its product as uncharacterized. The coding region runs from base 863 to 2800 and encodes 645 amino acids. The record is from RefSeq and is a predicted model, not a curated record. The transcript has 2 exons. NCBI's taxonomy places the organism in Eukaryota, Fungi, Ascomycota, Eurotiomycetes, Chaetothyriales, Herpotrichiellaceae.
UGGGAAGAUAGUUUCGGUCAAGUUCGCUCAAAGCCGGCGAUCUAUGCAGUAUGCAUAGCUGCAUGCCGUGUGGUUACUAGGUCGUCUCCUACGCAGCCAACAUCCUUCACACUUCUCAGCAUUUCUCAAUGUGCCCAGCAUUUGAGGCAGACAAAGUCGUGAAGAGGUCCAGAAUGCGUGUUUACUCAGAAGCUUUUCUUGGUGUCUAUCACAACGUCGUCCUAUAUCGGUCCGAGGAGAAAGUGUACAACAUCUGCCCGAUGCCAGGCACCGCUGCAAGCUAUCCGCGUCCUCAUGCACCUCUCCGAUACCAAAAAGAUAGCAUCCACAAGUGAUGCGGUUAAACAUCCAAUUCUGUCCGUCGACGAUCAGUUCCAUGUCGCUGGAUGGCAAUUCUGGCGACUCCACGAUAAUACCAAUUUCAACUUCAAAUCUGUGCUUGAUGGAUUCCCAGUUGAUAUAACCAAAAUACUUCUGACGGUAUAAUGCAGCCGCUUCCGCUACGGUUUUACCGCUCGAAACACGAGUCUUUCUUCGUCCUUGAGCUUGAGCAUGAAGCAAGUCGCCAUCAUGAAUAUGACAGAAACAACGAGUGGACAUUUUGGAAUAUAUUUGCUCCACUUGCGGACAGGAACUUCCACGCGAGAUUGCGCAUGACAGUCGCCGAAUCUUCCAUCAUAUUAUGAGCCUUCGCAAAGGUGCUUAUGGCGGAAACUCAAUGCGGCGACGAAACUCCAUGCACCGUCUCGAAGAAUCUUCCAGGAGCUCGAUCCUGCGAGCAAUAUAAAGUUGUCUGUCGAAAGCACAUUCAUCUUUCCUAGAAGACACCUUUAGGUCUGGACUAUUGAGGUUUCUGUACACAAUGACGAGCGUUCUAGUCACUCUUUUAAUCAGCCUUGCAGGCUUUGUGCUGAUAUCUGCAGAGCAGCGUCCAGUCGUGCAUAACCGACUUGUCCGUCGUUGUGACAAUGAAACCCAGCCGUGGUUUUAUGGGAACGACACCGAUGCCCCGUCGCCUUGGGGAGUUGAGCAUUCUGGAACAGGGCAGUCUCAGCCUACGGGCUAUCCAUCUCACGGACCUUGUGGAGGUGAAUUCGGUGGUUUCCCAUGUCCUUCCUCAGGAUCAGGGAUCGUUCCAAGUGCGACUUCUGCCAGCGACAGCAGUUCUCGGAGCUUCAGGAUCAGUCCAGAGCAGAGUACAUUUGCUACAACACCGCCUUUCUCAAAUGAGCCGGCAAUUUCAGCCAUCAGUGGGAUACCAAGCUCUUCAACAAGCUCGUGGUCCGGUAACGUGACAUCUACUACCGGCAAUACUGCAUUUACACCAACAAAUUCUUUGGUCAGCAAUGUAACAAUCACUUCAGGUGAUAGUACUCUUCCGGCUCCUUCCUCCCAAUCGAGCACUUCUAUAUCAAAUGGAACAAUCACGUCAGGGCCCAACAUCUCCUCAACAACCACCACAACGCUUCGGUCCACCACAACGAUUUGGUCCCUCCCUCCCUUCAAUUUCUCUUGUUCAUAUCUAUCAGGCUCAAGCUGUGGCCCACGCAACGGCACAUACUCGGUGUGGGCCACAGGAAGUCCUACAGAUAGUCCACUGUGGACCAAUGUUUCCUCAUCAGCUUGGGGAUAUACCUCACCAGUUGAGACAGCCACCUGGUUUGAAGGCGAUAGCACUGUGAUCACUGUCACUAUGGAGGCUACUCCAGCGCCAAUUACACCGUCCCCAAUAACUCCACCACCCGAGGAGAUCACACUGACAGCCACUGUUACGGGGAGACAUAAUCAUACCUCGUCUGCAACUUCCGGCCAGGCCACGACAGGCCUGAGUGGCACAGGCUCGGAGAGCAGUUCAACAUGGCCCACAGAGUCUGCAGCCAUCACCAUGACAAUUGUGAUAGGCAAUAAUACGACGAGCAUUGUUUCGACAAGCCAGCCAUUGGUCUCUACGACAUCAUCUUCCAACUCGUCUAUCAUCUCGGCGAUAUCAAAUUCAGCAUCCACAGAUAACUCGGAAUCCCAAGCGAUGCCUCCUACGGACUCAGUGUCACCUACAUCCUCACUCGUGACAUCGUCGGCUGGUAAUGCAACAUGGACGCCAACCUCUUCCGUUUUGCCAGUGCCCUCAUCUGCUCUUAAUGCAACGGCAUCUAGCACCGACAUGUCGCCGAGCAACUCAACUGCAACGGGGUUAUCUAACACAACCACAACGUCAGCUAUUAGCGGCAACUCGGGUCUUCCACCAGCGAGUAUAACCUCAUCGCCGUACUGGACCAAUGCAACAAGCAGCGCGCCGUGUUCCCUGACCCCUUCAUAUCUAUGGAGGGACUGGAACUGGACCACGCCGUCGGCAUCGACCUAUCGUGACAAUUCAAACACCGCGAACAGUACCCCCACGUCGACUGGAAGCCCAGGAAGCACGUCUCAGCCGACCGCGCUCGCCCCUUCUAACGCCACCAGUGAGGCGUCACCUGCUUCCUCGACAGAAGCGUCGCCCACAGGUGAUAACUCCACCGUGGCCUCCCCUGGCUCCCCCCCGGACAUACCUACAGCCAUCCCUCCAUCGCCCGACCAGCAGACCAAUGGCACGGCAACCCCGACCACAGGCGAUUGGUUUGCAAUGAGCACCCUCGGCGACGGGAAUGUUCUGACGACGUUCGUCACGCACUUUGGUCCCGCGCUGUCUGCCUCGGACUCGAGCUUCGACGCCGCCGCUGUGAGUCCUUCAUCGCGGGUGGGGCAUCGUGUUGUCAUCCCGCCAAAGAGGAAGGCUGCCUGGGCGGAUAUGGAGGAUGCCUGAUGAUCAUGUUUUCCUCGCAAGACAGACAUCGAGAAUCCCGGCGAGGUCGGCAAUAGUAAUGUUACCCAUUAUUACGAGGAGGACGCAUCUAGCGCCCCAGUCUCGUGGGAGGACAGUUUUGGAGAAGGCAUAGUGUAAUAUCAUGACCAGAUACUUUGGGCCAAAUUUA